Messenger RNA from Hansenula ciferrii, 987 nucleotides. Its product is annotated as CDC50/LEM3 family protein. Gene Ontology annotation, cellular component: plasma membrane; endoplasmic reticulum; Golgi apparatus. Lineage: Eukaryota; Fungi; Ascomycota; Saccharomycetes; Phaffomycetales; Wickerhamomycetaceae. The record is from RefSeq and is a predicted model, not a curated record. Bases 1 to 987 code for a protein of 328 amino acids. The transcript has 2 exons.
AUGCUUUCCUUUUUAAGAAGACGAAGACAAUCUUCUGAUAGUGAUAUCAGUGGGAUAGUGGAUCAACCAAGAGUAAAGUCUAGGAAACCACCAAAUGAUUAUAACACUCCACAAUGGAGACUUGUUGAGAAUGAUGAUACUACAACAUGUCAAAUUAAAUUUUCUAUACCUCAUGAAAUUAAGGCACCAGUUUAUCUUUAUUAUAAAUUAACCAAAUUUUAUCAAAACCAUCGUGAAUAUGUUGAAUCUUAUGAUUUACAACAAUUAAAAGGUGAAGCAGUAAGUGCUGAUGAUUUAGAUAGUGAUUGUGGACCAUUAAAGACAAAUUCUGAUGGUAAACCAUAUUACCCAUGUGGAUUGAUUGCAAAUUCAAUGUUUAAUGAUACAUUUGAUUCACCAUAUAAAUCAGAUGAUGAAACUUCAAUUUAUAAUAUGACUGAUAAAGCUAUAUCAUGGAGUUCAGAUAGAUCAAGAUAUCAAAAAACUAAAUAUAAAGCAUCAGAAAUUGUACCACCACCAAAUUGGGCUAAAAAAUAUCCAGAUGGAUAUACAGAUGAUAAUUUACCAGAUUUAUCACAAUGGGAAUCAUUACAAGUUUGGAUGAGAACAGCAGGAUUACCAAGUUUUAUGAAAUUAGCACGUCGUAAUGAUAAAGAAACAUUGGAAAAAGGUGAAUAUAUAAUGAAUAUUGGAUUAAAUUUCCCCGUUUCAAUUUUUGGAGGUACAAAAUCAAUGGUUAUCACAUCAAGUAGUAUUAUUGGUGGUAGAAAUUUAAGUUUAGGGAUUGCUUAUUUAGUUGUUGCAGCUAUAUCUGUUUUCUUUGGUAUUGUAUUUUUAGUUAAAUAUAUUAUUCAACCAAGAAAAUUAGGAGAUCAUUCAUAUUUAACAUUCCAAGACCGUUCAAAUACUGAUGCUCGCUCAACUGAUUCAUAUGUGGAACCACAACCUUCAAGAGAUGAACCUAGAACAGUUCGUGAGAUUCUGUGA